CUGCAGCAGAUCGGGGAAAGCGACACUGACCCUCGGUUCCAGAUGCCCGAAAGUCGGCGUGCUUGGAUCCCGCCCUCCUCAGACCCAAAGACGGACAUGCUGAUGCAACUGGCCAAGGCUGUGGCCAGCGCCGCCGCUGCGCUGGUGCUGAAGGCCAAGAACGUGGCCCAGAAAACAGAAGACUCAGCCCUGCAGACGCAGGUGAUUGCAGCUGCCACACAGUGUGCCCUCUCCACCUCCCAGCUGGUGGCCUGCACCAAGGUAAGCACCACCCCUCACCUUGCUUCUACUGAGACUAGAAGUCUCUCUUUCCUCUGA
Molecule: messenger RNA, 318 nt
Organism: Meleagris gallopavo (turkey)
Lineage: Eukaryota; Metazoa; Chordata; Aves; Galliformes; Phasianidae
Source: RefSeq, a predicted model, not a curated record